Messenger RNA from Pogona vitticeps (central bearded dragon), 2079 nucleotides. The record is from RefSeq and is a predicted model, not a curated record. NCBI's taxonomy places the organism in Eukaryota, Metazoa, Chordata, Lepidosauria, Squamata, Agamidae.
GCUUCCUUGACCAGAAAGCAGUGCCUCAGAUUAACCUGCUUGGUGCAUGAGAGAAAGCAUACAGUGGUGCCUCGCACAACGAAUGCCUCACACAACAAUAAAUUCACACAACGAUGGCUUUUUCUGAAAAAUUUGCCGCCUCACACAACAAUGUUUCCUAUGGGGUUCCGUCACAAUCAGUUUUUCUGCCCCACGUCACUGGGGAAGGAGCUGAUGUCCAAUAUUAUUGUUUUCUGUACUGCUUUUUCCAUUGGCAGUUUGUUCUAAAAUUAUUCCUGUUAUAUAGUUAACAGCCCAUUGGAAGAGAAGAUAAAUCUUCAAGAAGGCACACCUGUUUUUGUCCUGAGUUCAUUUCUGGAUUUACCUUCCAGAUUACUUCUCCAAAGACACAAUGUCCCGACGUAUACGCAAUAGCAGAGCCUGGCACUAUGUCCUCAGUGGAGUGCGGUAUGAUGGAGACUCACAAGCAGUAGCAUUGGCUUCUGGGCCCCAUGGAUGGUCGUACGAUUCUGAUGGACAGCACAGCGACUCUGAUUCAGAACUGGAAUAUCCUUCUCUGUUGCCUUCCAUACCCACAGCUGUUCCUGUGACUGGAGAGUCCUAUUGUAACUGCGAGAAUCAGAACGAAGCUCCCUACUGCUCCAGCCUCCAUACCAUCCAUCGAAUCAAAGACUGUCAGUGUGGAGAAGAAGAUGAAUAUUUCGACUGGGUGUGGGAUGAGUUGAACAAAUCGACGGCAACGCUCUUGACCUGUGACAACCGCAAGGUUAAUUUCCACAUGGACUACAGCUGUGGUACUGCUGCCAUUCGGGGCAACAAGGAGCUGGCGGAGGGGCAACACUUCUGGGAAAUCAAAAUGACUUCACCAGUCUAUGGCACUGAUAUGAUGGUGGGAAUUGGGACAUCAGAUGUGAAUCUGGACAAAUAUCGUCACACAUUUUGUAGCCUGCUGGGCAAAGAUGAAGAUAGCUGGGGACUUUCAUAUACAGGGCUCCUUCAUCACCAGGGAGACCGAACCAACUUCUCAACAAGAUUUGGCCAAGGGUCCAUCAUCGGGGUGCACCUGGACACGUGGCACGGGACUCUGACUUUUUUCAAAAACAGGAAAUGUAUAGGGGUGGCUGCCACCAAACUGCAGAACAAGAGAUUUUACCCCAUGGUGUGCUCGACGGCAGCCAAAAGCAGCAUGAAAGUCAUCCGUUCCUGCGCUACCCAUACUUCCCUGCAGUACCUCUGUUGUUAUCGCCUGCGCCAACUACUUCCUGAUUAUGUUGAUACCCUAGAGGUGUUACCUCUUCCCCCAGGACUCAAGCAAAUUCUGAACAACAAACUUGGUUGGGUGCUGAGCAUGAACUGGGGCUCACUUCAGUCAUCAUCAUCUACCUCUCCUGGAAGUGAUUCAGAUAGCUCUUGCAGUACAGAUGCUGAAGCGUGCCAACGGAAGAGAUGCAGGAGAACAUAAUUUUUAUUUUCCAGAGAUCUGUGUAGAUAUAUAUAUAUAUACACAUCUUGUAAAAUAAAGCUUUUCUUUCAUGUCCUUAUGAAGGUGGUUCAAGCUGACUUCAGUCAUAAUGACGGCAUUUCUGAAUGAAAAUAAUCCCUUCAUUGAAUCCUGGAACUUCUAAGCAUUUUCAGCUCUGAACAAAGUGUAGCCUCAGGAGGGAAACGGCUCCCACGAUCUGAUUUAUUGGUUGGCCUCCUGAUCAACUGCAGUAUGCAAAGUUUCGUGGAAGAAGCUAUUUGAAUGUCACACUUUGAGCAGCUAGAGAAGACAACACCGAACCCCAUGAACAUUUCUGAGAGGAAAACCGAGAAGCCAUCUAAGUGUACUGUAUUGGUUUGUCUAUGAUAUUUUGGAGCUUAGGGCCUGCAAUGUCAAGACAAAAGGGUUAUUACCUGUUGCCAUUUUGGGAACUCUUGGGAAAAGACGGCAUCACCUGCUGCCCCUGUUAUCUCAUCUCUUGCAAGCCCUGCCACUUCUUUCAUCGCUUUGCAUGUCUUACUCGGGAUUUUCCUAUACUGAACUGUAUGAAAAAGUAAUUAAAAGUACAAACCUGCGUUGAUUAUGAACGAAGAGGA